Molecule: messenger RNA, 1168 nt
Organism: Populus trichocarpa (black cottonwood)
Lineage: Eukaryota; Viridiplantae; Streptophyta; Magnoliopsida; Malpighiales; Salicaceae
Exons: 11
Coding region: 159-917 (252 amino acids)
Biological process (GO): cytoplasmic translation
Molecular function (GO): protein binding
Source: RefSeq, a predicted model, not a curated record
AAAAACACACACACACUCUGGAUCCGGUUUGUUUUAAAUCCCGGGCCAAGUUGAUUUUAAUAGGUUAGGUUUUGGCUUUGUCGAGUAGUCGGCAUUAAUCUUCUGGAGAAACAGAAUAGAGAGAGAUUAAAAUCCAAUAAAAAAGCAAAUUAUCGACCAUGACUGACUAUGGACAGGAGCAGGAGAUGGAAAUCGAAGCAUUGGAAGCCAUACUUAUGGAUGAGUUCAAAGAAGUUCAUUCUAGCGAGAGUGGCUUAAACACUUCUAAUCGUUGCUUCCUAAUAACAAUAUCUCCACAGGAUGAUGACACGGAUGAGUCUACUGACAUUCCAGUUCAGCUAGGUCUAGUUUUCUCCCACACUGAAAAGUAUCCGGAUGAACCUCCACUUUUGAACGUGAAGAGCAUACGAGGUAUCCAAGCAGAUGAUCUUAAAACUUUGAAGGAAAAGCUUGAGCAAGAGGCAUCUGAAAAUCUUGGUAUGGCGAUGGUCUACACACUAGUUACGUCUGCUAAAGAGUGGCUGUCUGAAAGAUACAGUCAAGAUGCCAGCAAUGAGGACAUUGAAAAUGAAGAGGCAGCAAAAGAUGAUGUAAUUGUACCACAUGGAGAACCUGUUACUGUCGAGACAUUUCUGGCUUGGAGAGAGAGAUUUGAAGCAGAGUUGGCCCUUGAGCGAGCCAAGUUGAUGCCUGAGUCUGCUCUCACAGCUCCGAAGGAGAAGAAGCUUACAGGCAGACUGUGGUAUGAAAGUGGAAAAGCGAAAGGUGCUAUAGCAGUCAAUGAAGGAUCUGACGUGGAAGACGAGGAAGAAAUUGAUUUUGAUGACGAUGAUUUUGAAGAUGAUGAAGAAGAUAUGCUCGAGCACUAUCUGGCGGAGAAAUCUGACUCUUCUCACUCUUCAAGGAAAGCUGCUUAAAUAAAAGUAUUUGGUGUUGUAAUAUAGGUUAUUGAAGGCAAAGUGUGUAUGAGCAAUAAAUUUUUGGGCGUUGUCCUACACGUAUUUAUCUCCUUUUCCCCUAUGUAUUUAAUGAGUGAGGAAGAGGGAUGUGUAGAUCAGAGUGAUUUCCUUUUGUUCAUGUGAGGGGUUACUGGAGAUGUAAUUCAGAAUUUAGAACAAGUUGGGAAAAAUCUAGCACGUUAAUCGAAGUGCUCUAUUUGCUAAGUUAA